CUCCACAGCCACUGAACCCAUCCCAAAAAGGAAUAAGAUUGCAGUCAGGUCAUCUGCUGCUGGCUCUAAAACUCAAACCAGGUCAAAGUCACCAAAAGCAAAAACACAAAGAAAGUCACCAAAUUUGAAAGUUUCAAAUAAAAAAAAAACACAGUCCAAAAAAAAAACAUGGACAUCCUCAUCUCAAAACAGCAACACAAACUCAGUUGACCAUGAUCACAGUGGUGAGGACAGUGAUGGAUUUGAAGGCACAUCAUCCGGGUCUAGUAGGCGACCUGUUAAAAAACCCAACCCAACAAAUUCAGUUGAUUGUGAUAACAAUAAUUAUGAUAGUGAUCAUUUUGAAGGCACAUCACCCGAUUCUUGUAGGAGACCUGUUAAAAAAACCAAUGCAACAAACUCAGUUGAUCAUGAUAACAGUGAUGAUGGCCGUGAUGAAUAUGAAGGAACAUCAUCUGGUUUUUCUAAGAAACCCGUUAAAAUCAGUAACAUAACUAGCAGCUCACCACUUCUCAGAAAUUCCAGGUCAUUGUUCAAUGUGAAUAAAAUUUCUGACACAAUACAGAACAACGAUCAAGAUCAAGUGACCAAUCAUUCUUCGAUUGAACAGGAAGGAGGUAAUCAUUUCAUUUUAUAACUAAUCUUUGCAUUUGGGAAAUGGAAAAAUAAUUAAUUUUAAGGACUUUUGAUUUAAAUGAUGUGAUUCAAAUCUGAAAUUAUUUUUUUUAAAUUCGCAUCUAUAUUUUUAAAAUUAAUUUUUUGAUCAGUUUGAAGAAUUUAUGUAACGUAAUUGUAGAAAAACAAAGAAUAAAAUUGGACGCAAACAAAGCAGACCGAAAGUAAAUAAUUAAACUAAGUGUUUAUUACCUGUUGUUUUAUUCAAUUUAUUGUUUUUGUUUAUGAACUCUUUCAGCCAAAACAUCCUUUUGAUUGUCCUUGUCCAGACCGGUUGCAAAUUUGUUUUAUCAUGAUAUAAAAAAUAUUUUUAAAUUCAAGAUUACAAUAUGGAUAAAAAUAAUAAUUAUAAAACAAAUAGUACAUGUAUUAUUAUUAUUUAAUCAAAAUAAAACUUUAAAAAAAAAUAAACAUGCUGUUUAAUGCAUAAAACUGGUAGGACAAGUAGUCACCUUGUUGUUGCAAGAGUUAAUUGUGUUAUAGAUAUUCACAAAUUGACAUAUUGCAUUCACCUAUUCUUUUCCCCCCCCCACCCCCCCCCCCACUACCUUUUUAAAUAACGAAAUCUACAUUGUCAAGAGAAGACAUAAAGAGAAAAAUAAAAAAAAACUCCUUGGGAAAAAUCCCUCUUCGCCCCCCUCUCCCUACCCACAUGGAUGGUAUGAUCUAUAACAUGUCAGGUCAAUUUGAAAUGUGAUUUGUGGAGGCGUGUAGAAUACUUUGCGAAUAAGGUCAUUCUUGGGGAGGAAAGUGUAGGAAUUCACCCAAGACGUCCAACCUCCACCCCUUCAAUAAAUUUGUUGGCUAUAUAUUUCUAAGCAAAACAAAAAAGUGCAGGAACGCCUUUCUCAUGCGUCUCUGCAAGACUCGAGCUCUGAUUGUGAAAAGUAAAAUCCGGUUUAAAACCAGAUUUAAAACUGAAAACCGGUUUUGCAAAAAAAAAAAAAUAAAAAAAAAUAAAAAAAUACGUUUUUAACAUCACUAGUGAAAGCAGAUUAACAAAAAUUGAACAUUACGUUUUAUUUAAAGUAAAGCAUUUAGGAAAUGAUUUUACAAAGCAGAAAAACACCAACUUAUUGGCCUCAUGCUAUAAGUUGCUAGGAAUUGAUUAGAUGGAGUCUAUAAAUUUGUACCAAUCAAUUUUAUUUAGACUACACUUCCAGCCUUUUAAAAUAAAAAUAAAAAAUAUCUUUCCUGAUAGGUCAAGUUCGUAUAAGAAGUUUGAGAAAUGACGUACAUACUGCUGUUCAAACUGAUCAACUGAUCGUCUGUGAAGCUGGAAUUCAGACGGACAUUGAAGUUGUAACAAGGACAGGAAGUAGAUUCCAUCAGAAUGUACACAAACUAAUAAAGAAGAUGGUUCCAGAGGGAGAUUUGGGGGAUGUUAAUGAUAUUGAAAGUAUGGUUUCCAAUAUGAUAAGGGCAGACACCUUUGAAGACUCUGAGGAUGAAAUUUCUGAUCUAUUUUUACAUGAAUAAAAAAUGUUUCUUAAUUAUAUUUUUUAAAAUUUUGAAUAGGGCCUACCAUUUUACAAAGGCUCAAUUAUUUUUAAAUUGUUAACAACACAUCUGUCACAGAGUUACUAUUAGCCAUGUUCGAAAUACUAUCCACUAGACUGGGAAAGUAACAAGACUAGGUAUGGCGGUCCCCCCUGCGGCUAUUAUCACACGGGGGAAACGUAAUGAAUGCUAGUGUGUACACAAUAAUUGUCCGUCCGUGACUUACAUCAACACGCCUUGAGGCAUCGGUUUAUCGUAGUAUGUUGACAGGACCUAAUUAUUAUCAUAGUGGACAUUGAGACUGGGUGGCCGUCGCGGUUGGAAGUUGUGGAGGAGCAAGUGUGUUAAUAGCGACACCGAAUUCGGUAGUUUCACUGACCACCACAAUCCACACAUGAGACUUAGCUCAUGAGUGUGUAGAUUUAGAUUUGGACCUAUACCUUGUACCAGUUUGCCACAGAAUCCACAUAGAGAGGUAAGUGUAUGCAAGGUGUGUGAAUGAAGAAGCUUUAUGGUAGUUCGUGUGAGGGAUAGUUACCUUAUAAGGUAGACGUUUCGUGGUUUAGAAGACUACGGUAAGUAGCUAGCUAGGACUUAGUGUAGAUCACAUGGUGUAGGAGAUUUCUUCAUCUAUUUCAGGAAUAGAAUGUUGUUAUAGUCACUAGUAACAUAAAUCAUCACAAGCACCUGUGUGUAUAGAUUUCAAUACAGAGCGACGACGAGACGCAAGAAAGAUGCAGUGACGAUUAUUGACCAUAGGAC
Molecule: messenger RNA, 2937 nt
Organism: Lymnaea stagnalis (great pond snail)
Lineage: Eukaryota; Metazoa; Mollusca; Gastropoda; Lymnaeidae
Source: the annotation of a GenBank genome assembly